AUGUCUCCUGUUCGCCUGUUCCCUUUCUUACUCGCAUGUCUUUUUGGUGCAUCCAUUGCUCUUCAAGAUGACCAAAGGCAGCCUGAAUCUUGGUGCAUAACCUAUUUAUCAACUUAUCUGGUCUCAGUAUCAGAUGGUCACACUCGCCCAGCGGCUUCUUCUGUUGGCGAAGCCUUUUUCCCAGAGACCUCUGAAGCAGCUUUGACAUUUUCUACAGAUCAAGCUAUCCCCUCAACUUUCCCUGUUCAUGAUGAUCUAGUUAUUAGCACUUCGGCCCCCAGUCCAACUACUGGAAUUUUAGUCCCCGAUGCCAAUGGUCGAUCAGUGAUAUUCCGCAUCAUUCCGGAAUUGCAGGACACCAAACGAGAUCUCCAGGUCAGGGCAGUUGGCGGUUUCGUUGGUAGCCAGUCAGAGAUCUGUGCUGCUGCCGCUAUCUUCAACCUUGUGCAAGGUCGUUUGCUGGAUGGUACCUGGCCCAUAUACUACAACGGUGAGGGUUUCAAGGAGCUACGUGGCCAGCCAGGAGCGUUACCUCGAGAUGCUGUUGCUGAAACCUUUGUUGAUGAAGAUGGAUUCCUCCAGUUUUUCAGCUCAGUCCUACCAAAUGGUGAGGCAGGCUUCUGUCAAGAAGCUGAGAGCGGCCAAGUCUAUAUCACUUUCACUGCAUCGCCCCCAAGUUGCCAAUCUAUAAGACUUUCUAUUAUUGGAGUUGACGAAUGCCGAGACGGCGAUAUAACCUCAACCCCUUCUUCUAGACCUGCCAGUGUACCUCCGCUAGCAGAAUCUACAUCAGCACUGCUCGGAACGACAUCUCCCUUCAACGCAGCAGCUUCUGUGACCACAAAGGCGAUCCAGAAGGGUUCUUCCGCUAUAGAUGUCCCAACUUUCACUCCUCCUUUCCAAGACACUUCUCAGGUCAAACCUGUGUAUACUAGCUCUGUUCGAUUUUAUAACAGCUCUUCGUCUGUUAUAUUCCCGACACACCCUGCUCUUACUCAAACAUCUUCUAUAUUGGAAAUUUCAACUCCUGUCACAGAUUUCCCACUUACAUCUCGGCUGAGCUCCUGGGCCUCAAAUCUGGAGAACCUGCCCACAGAUGCACUAUCCACGAAUGACUUGGGAACGUCGAAAGAGCCACCUUCUACCUUUGAGCCUACUACAACUGCCACGCCAGCUACCACGAAUGCUAAAAAUACAAUUGGCACUAGCUCUGGUAUUGACUCUACGCCCAGCUCUGUUGUUAAUUCUUCUACCACGUCUGGGCGAUCAUACAGUUUCGAGACUGAUACUAGCACACUAUCAGAUCUGUCAGUGGAUGCUAGUUCAUCUUUUGACUCGAGCCCAACGAGUCUUUCAACGGCUGAUACCAGACUUUCCACCACGACAGCUGUCGAUACCACAACUUCACAUACUUCAACCACUACAAGCUCUGAAGCGACGGGCACACGUGCGUGUCCAGAGGGCCUGUCUGAACCACUGACAUUAUUCGAUGGCCAGAGGCCAUCUGACAAUGGCGUCGAAUGGCUCGUGCUCCCUUUUCUGAUAACGAUCUACGGUCAGGCUAGUGAUAUGCUCUAUAUCAGCCCCAACGGGCUUGUUACACUGGGAGACUCCUUCGGGGCCGAUUCGUUCUCCAAUGUGGCCUUACCAGCUGAAAAUGUUGGGCCACUGGCUAUUUUUCCUUACUGGAUUGACAUGAUAGUUCCCGAAGGUUCAGGGGCUGAGGUCACAUACCAGAUUGAGGAUAUUCCCAACCAGCCAGGGGUGUUGACCAUAGAUUGGUGUGUUUUCUCUACAUCAGAUGGAACUGAGCCAAACCACUUUCAACUGGUAGUUUCAGAGGAUCAGCUGACCCCAUUCACCUUCUUCUACUAUACUAUCAAUCCUGGGGGAAGUUAUGCUACUAUCGGGGCCCAAAAUCGUGGCUCGGAUCAGUUUUUGCAGUAUUACGGCCCCAUCCCAGAUAGAACGUUCAUGGAAGUCAGCACGUUUGGUGAUGAGGAAAUACGUAUUGGUCAGUUCUGA
Messenger RNA from Fusarium oxysporum Fo47, 2025 nucleotides. RefSeq lists its product as uncharacterized. Bases 1 to 2025 code for a protein of 674 amino acids. The transcript is spliced from 2 exons. The record is from RefSeq and is a predicted model, not a curated record. NCBI's taxonomy places the organism in Eukaryota, Fungi, Ascomycota, Sordariomycetes, Hypocreales, Nectriaceae.